Molecule: messenger RNA, 1213 nt
Organism: Lagenorhynchus albirostris (white-beaked dolphin)
Lineage: Eukaryota; Metazoa; Chordata; Mammalia; Artiodactyla; Delphinidae
Gene: GNMT
Product: glycine N-methyltransferase
Exons: 6
Coding region: 91-1017 (308 amino acids)
Biological process (GO): one-carbon metabolic process; protein homotetramerization; S-adenosylmethionine metabolic process
Cellular component (GO): cytosol
Molecular function (GO): identical protein binding; glycine binding; glycine N-methyltransferase activity
Source: RefSeq, a predicted model, not a curated record
GGGCCCGGAGCCCAGCAGGGGCGUGUCCCCGUGCUCACCUGCCAUUGGGCAGGUGGGGCAGCCGGAGCUUUGGCAGGGGCCGUAUUAUAAAUGCGGAGCCGGUGGCAGCGGAGCAAGGGACGUCGCAGAAUGGUGGACAGCGUGUACCGGACCCGCUCCCUAGGGGUGGCGGCUGAAGGGCUCCCGGACCAGUACGCGGACGGAGAGGCGGCGCGCGUGUGGCAGCUCUACAUCGGGGACACCCGCAGCCGCACCGACGAGUACAAGGCCUGGCUGCUCGGGCUGCUGCGCCAGCACGGCUGCCAGCGGGUGCUCGACGUGGCCUGUGGCACUGGGGUGGACUCCAUCAUGCUGGUGGAAGAGGGCUUCAGUGUGACAAGCGUGGAUGCCAGUGACAAGAUGCUGAAGUAUGCGCUUAAAGAGCGCUGGAACCGGCGGCACGAGCCUGCCUUUGACAAGUGGGUCAUUGAAGAAGCCAACUGGAUGACUCUGGACAAAGAUGUGCCCCACCCACCACGGGGUGGCUUCGAUGCUGUCAUCUGCCUUGGAAACAGUUUUGCCCACUUGCCAGACUGCAAAGGGGACCAGAGUGAGCACCGGCUGGCCCUGAAGAACAUCGCGAGCAUGGUGAGGUCAGGGGGUGUGCUGGUCAUCGAUCAUCGCAACUACGACCACAUCCUCAGCACAGGCUGUGCACCGCCAGGAAAGAACAUCUACUAUAAGAGUGACCUGACCAAGGACAUCACAACAUCAGUACUGACGGUGAACAACAAGGCCCACAUGGUGACCCUGGAUUACACGGUGCAGGUGCCAGGGACUGGCCAGAGCGGUUCUCCUGACCUGAGUAAGUUCCGGCUCUCCUACUACCCUCACUGUUUGGCAUCCUUUACGGAGCUGCUUCAAACAGCCUUCGGGGGCAAGUGCCAGCACAGCGUCCUGGGCGACUUCAAGCCUUACAAGACGGGCCAGGCCUACAUCCCCUGCUACUUCAUCCACGUGCUCAAGAAGACAGACUGAACGGGCCCUCAGCUCCCACAGCCCUCUGCCCAGGCGCUGCCAGGCUCUGGGGAGGAGGGACCAGUAGUCCCACACCAAGCCCAGCCCCCUCCAGUGCAGAUCUUGGGGGUGUGGGGAGGGGCAGACUGCAGCUGGGGGACAGGGAUUUGGGUUCAGGCAGAUGGAAGGCUGAACAAUAUAGUUUAUGCCUUUUUCA